This is a messenger RNA of Chlorella variabilis, 720 nucleotides long. RefSeq lists its product as hypothetical. NCBI's taxonomy places the organism in Eukaryota, Viridiplantae, Chlorophyta, Trebouxiophyceae, Chlorellales, Chlorellaceae. Gene Ontology annotation, biological process: protein import into mitochondrial matrix. The record is from RefSeq and is a predicted model, not a curated record. Gene Ontology annotation, molecular function: transmembrane protein transporter activity. Gene Ontology annotation, cellular component: mitochondrial inner membrane; TIM23 mitochondrial import inner membrane translocase complex. Bases 1 to 720 code for a protein of 239 amino acids. The transcript is spliced from 4 exons.
AUGGGCAUUUUCGACAGGCUGCGCGGCAAGCGGGAGGAUGCUGCAGCCGAGGUGUCCUCAGCAGAGGCCGCCGCUCAAGUAAGCCCAUCGCUAGACCUCACAGAGGGCCCCGCAGCCGGCCCCGGGGCCAGCGCGCGGCAACAGACCUUUCAGAAGACGUUUGGAGUCGCUCCAAGCGACCAGUUGUACAACCCCUACGAGGGAUUGGGCGCGGCGCUGGACCGGCGCGAGGUGCGCGGCUCCUUCCGCGUCUCCAAGCAGCCCGAGUUCCUGUUCACCGAGGAGGCGCUGGUGCACAAGCGCAGCUGGAGCGAGAACCUCACAUACUACACAGGGCUGGGCUACCUGGCAGGCGCGAUACUGGGCGGCGGCAAGGGCGCGGUGCAGGCGGUGUCGGCGCCUGUGGCGCUGGCGGGGGUGGAGUCCAGCCAGCGGCUGCGCAUCAACCAGCUGCUCAACACCAGCGGCAAGAUGGGGCGCACCGCAGGCAACUCGCUGGGCGUGCUGGGCCUGCUGUUUGCCUCCUUUGAGAGCUUCUCCGGCUACAUGACAAACGGCCAGGUGCCCGACCAGGCCAACACGCUGAUUGCCGGCGCGGCAACCGGUGCGCUGUACCGCUCCGUGCGCGGCCCGCGCCAGGCGGCGGCGGCGGCGGUGGUGGGCACGGUGGGCGGAGCAGCGCUGCUGGCAGCCCGCAACUUCAUCAACCCAGGUCUGUGA